AUGUGUAGUUGUCCAGUUGGAUAUAACGGGAAACACUGCAAACAUCAGGCUGCAGUAAUUUCAAAAUUUCGCAUUUUAAAGACAAUAAAUACUCUAACCCUCGAAAAUAAAAUAUUGUUUUAUCAAAUUGCUACCGGCAAAGAACCGAAAAAGACAUUAUUUUGUCCACUACAGUCACCUGGAACUAUAGAGACCUGUUUUACACCAGAAGUAAUUAGUCCCAAUGAAGUGGAUCCUUCUACGAUAGAACCAGAGCCACUGCAAGAAAUUAACGCGGUAAAAAACUUGGCCUCGGAUAUUGAAGCAACAAAGACUGCUUGGUUGGAAUACAGUAAUACAAUUUUGCAGCAUCUUAAAAAUUAUCCGGAACAAUUCUUACCAGCUGUCAAUCGACAUUUGGGUAAUUUCAAAAAAUAUACUAUUUCUGUACCAUCUUUAUUAUCAGGGACAAGAAAUGAAUGUGGCAACAUACCGGAAAAGGAUGAAAAAGAACCCGUUGAGAGUCAAACUACUUCAUUAAAGGCAAUAAAGUUCAUCAAAGGUACGAACCAGUUCAUCUGCAGGUAUCCGAAAGAUAAAGUGUACAAGGUGGUAGAACGAAUAGCGGUAUACUACAGAAUAAGCUCAGUGGACAAAGGCCACAUUUGGAGAUGUGAUAAAUCAGAUGACAGCGUUGCAGAUCCUCCUUAUAAUCCACCCGAAAUACCAAUAACUGAAAUGCUAGCUGAAAUACAUACAAAUAUUAGAGAUGCGAAGAGGAAGGUUAAAUACCAUUUAAACAACGAAAAAAUUGGUCGGAAAAGACUGAAACAUACUUCUACAUGGCAAAAGGCUAAUGGAAAGAGCUUGCGAAAUACUGGAGAAGCUUAUUUGUCUAUAGGUAUCGUGAAAAAUACAGAUGGUACUAAAACCAAAUCCAAAUUAGUCUAG
Molecule: messenger RNA, 930 nt
Organism: Psylliodes chrysocephalus
Lineage: Eukaryota; Metazoa; Arthropoda; Insecta; Coleoptera; Chrysomelidae
Source: the annotation of a GenBank genome assembly